Messenger RNA from Colletotrichum truncatum, 2277 nucleotides. RefSeq names its product pre-mRNA splicing factor clf1. Gene Ontology annotation, molecular function: protein binding. The record is from RefSeq and is a predicted model, not a curated record. Lineage: Eukaryota; Fungi; Ascomycota; Sordariomycetes; Glomerellales; Glomerellaceae.
AUGACGCUCCCCGAGCCCCCCGUCGCUCUGGACAACAUCUGCUCGGUUAUCUACAACAACGUUCUUUACACAUAUUCCGCAAACGCUUUUCAGUCGCUAUCGCUCGAGGAAGGAGCGAAAUGGAAGACAUUGGAACAGGGUGAGAAGGUAACAGGCGGUGUCUGCGUAGGCUCAAACCCCAAGGAUCCCAGCCAGGCAGGCUUGUACAUUGUAGGAGGAAAGGGAACGUCGGCGAGUUAUCGGGGUCUGCAAAAGUAUACCUACGCGACAGGCAAGUGGGAGUCUAUUCAACCGCAGGACGCCGUCACACAAGAACGCUUGCUCCACGGCGCGACAUACCUCCCAGGCACUGAUCAGAUUGUCAUCUACGGCGGCAGUCAAGAUGGAUAUUCUGGGCCUUCAUCGCAAACUUUUGUUGUCGGAGCUUCCGCACCUUACCGCACCCGCGCCUACACCUCUACAGCACCACCAGUGGUAAACCCGAUCGUGCUCCAAUGGUCUGACACUCAGGCGGUCAUGGUUGGAGGCAGUACCCAGAACACCAAGGUCAUGCUGUUUAACCCUGACACUGUCUGGGUCGAUUCCGGCGCGAGCCUCGCUCAGCCUAUUUUGAAGGACACGACUGCGAUUAGGGCGAUUGUCAUGAACGGAGACGAUGGAAGCAAGAGCUUGUACACUUUUGACCUGUCGACAUCUCCGAAUGAGGUCCAGCGCAUGGUUCUUCUUGAUGCCACAGGUCAGCCGGUUGCAAACUCAGCUCCCGUUUCAAAGAAGGCCGCUCGUGGAGUGGACGGUAUUGUGAAGCGUGCUCUUACACUGGCCGACUGGCCAGCAUACAACAGCACUCUGGCGCCUACGGGAACACGUGCCAACUAUGCCCUUGCUUCAGACUCCAACGGACUCGUCGUGUUUGCCGGAGGCAACAAGGACGACGUCCUUUGCAUGUUCAACGCCCGCGAGAACAGCUGGCAAGACGCCAAUCAGAAGUUGAGUGAACAGGAAGUCCUCAUUACCAGUGAGACGACUAGCAGCGCCAGUGCCUCAGCGACUUCCUCUAGCUCAAGCACGUCCUCAACUUCACUCUCCUCUAUCUCUUCAGCCAUUACUGCACCAGCAUCCGCUUCCGCUUCCGCUUCAUCGUCCGCUUCUUCCGAAACGGCUGCUCCCGCCGUUGGCGCUCCUGUCAGUGCCAAUGCCAUUCUCGGUAUUGUGCUUGGCACCAUCACCGGCAUCAUGAUUCUCCUUGGUCUCAUCCUCUUCUGUAUCCGACGACGCCGUAACAAGAACCAGCCCAACCCCGAGCAAGGCCAGAGAGGUUUCCCCGAUGAGAAGGCUGCUCUUGGCUACGACAAUGACUUUGGCGCGAGCCCCCAAUUCAGGGGACAUCAGCAGUCUGACUCGGCCGGAUCGUUUUCUUCCAUGGCUAUUCUGAUGGGCAAGGUUAACGGUCCCAAGCCUGUCGGUGCCCCUCGCGGACCCAGCAACGACUUCAAGCGCGGCUCGUCCAACAGCUUUUUCAAGAGCACUAUCAGCAAGCCUAUGCCCCAGGUGAACGAGCACCCUAACCUGGCGCCCCCCUCUCGUGACGAGAAGGGUGUGUCGUUCGCCGCCGACACCGUUGAACCCCGUCCUACGACACGAGGAAACCCAAUGGGACGUCCUGGCGAGACGCGCAGGAGCUCAGGCUGGAACCGAUACUGGUCCGGCGGCAGCGCCCUCAACAUCCUCGGAUUUGGCAACUCGAAGAGAACUACCGUCGACUCGGAAACCUCUCACUACUCAAACAGGAAUCGCAUCACGCAGGACUCUGCCACUGUCCCUCCUCUCCAUCUCAUUACUCAGGAUUUGUCCACUGUCCCGCCCAUUCGGCACGAGGGCCGGCCCGAGCUCAACCGCGUGGUCUCAGGCAGCCCAACUGUCUCAGACUAUUCGAAUCAGAUCCCCUUCAGAGACGGUGUGUCUGGCAAGAUCGAGUCCCCCCGCCGACCUACCUCGGACGCGUCAUCCGGCUAUUCGAGUGGCAUCCCUGAGAGCGUCCGCGAUACCUGGGACCCCAUUGGCUCUUCCAAAAAGCCUUGGGGUGCCGACCGAGCCCCGAGCAGUGUCUACGCUGAGAGUCUCUACCCCACAUCUCUGGCGCCGAGCAUCCCAUCACGGCCACAGGCUACUCCGAGCGGUGUAAGCCAACAGCCCCAGCUAGCCAUGGCUUCAACAUCAUCGGAUAUGAGCUGGCUUAACCUCGGCGAGAUCAACAAGGCCAAGCAAAAUCAACGCUAA